Molecule: messenger RNA, 942 nt
Organism: Euleptes europaea (tarantolino)
Lineage: Eukaryota; Metazoa; Chordata; Lepidosauria; Squamata; Sphaerodactylidae
Gene: TMEM74
Product: transmembrane protein 74
Exons: 1
Coding region: 1-942 (313 amino acids)
Source: RefSeq, a predicted model, not a curated record
AUGGCUUCCGUGGAACUUCUGCACCUCUCCAAGGAGGGCAAGCGGUCGGAUCGCUGCCGCGACGGGGACUGGAGCUUGCAUGCUGUCCUGGGUCAAGGCCAGCCUGACGAAAGCGAGGAGAGGACUAGGACGUUCGCCAUGGCCGCAGAGUGUUCUAGGAGACACGGCAAAGCUGCAGAAAAGACAGCCGCCGCCGAUCCUGUGAAAGACCCUGUUUCCUUUAUUUCCCCAUCACCCCUGUCCCAGGAACACUCAACGGCAGACGGUACCAUUUGCUAUCCCAGCUACUCCAAAGAAGGAAAGGAGGCAACCCAAAAGAAAGCCUGCUGCUGUGAAUCGGAAACCUCCUUCACUCACGUGGAUGAAAAUGUCAACAAUCUAGAACAUGGGAGAAGUCUUGCCAAUAAGUGCUGUUGCCAAGACCACGAUCUCCUUCCCUACCCUGAUCCAGGUGAAGAGUUACCCCUGGAAUGGCCCUACGAUCCCCCCUCCUUAGUUUCUGAGGAAGACGAUGACGCCAACUCGGAAGCUGCCGGAGGGAAGUCUGUAGACUAUGGCUUCAUCAGCGCCAUCUUGUUUCUAGUCAGUGGGAUUUUGCUGGUGAUUGUUUCCUACGUGGUUCCUAGGGAUGUGACGGUGGAUCCCAGCACAGUGGCGGCCAGGGAGAUGGAGCGGCUGGAGAACGAGAGUGCCAAGAUUGGGGCUCACCUGGAUAGGUGUGUGAUCGCCGGGCUCUGCCUUUUAACCCUGGGGGGCGUGGUGUUGUCCAGUUUGCUCAUGAUAUCGAUGUGGAAAGGAGAACUCUACCGGAGGAACAGGUUUGCGUCCUCCAAGGAAUCUGCCAAGCUGUAUGGCUCCUUCAAUUUCCGAAUGAAACCCUCCACCAAUGAUAAUAUGGAGUUAUCGUUAGUUGAGGAAGACACUCUCGCCAUAGAUAGUUAG